Molecule: messenger RNA, 657 nt
Organism: Cladophialophora psammophila CBS 110553
Lineage: Eukaryota; Fungi; Ascomycota; Eurotiomycetes; Chaetothyriales; Herpotrichiellaceae
Exons: 2
Biological process (GO): regulation of transcription by RNA polymerase II
Cellular component (GO): nucleus
Molecular function (GO): DNA-binding transcription factor activity, RNA polymerase II-specific; RNA polymerase II transcription regulatory region sequence-specific DNA binding
Source: RefSeq, a predicted model, not a curated record
AUGGUCAGAGAAAAUCAACUCGACAUCUGCCGUGUACAUAACACCUACUUUUGCCGUCCCUGUGAUCGACCCUUCAACACCUAUCAUGGCGCCUUAAAUCAUUGCCAAAAUGCUCGGGUCCACCAAGACGAAUGGUGCGAGCGAUGCAGAAGGCUGUUUGUCUCAUCUGCUGCAUACCGGACUCAUCUAGAUAAUUCCUCCCACCACAACGUUUGUGAUCCUUGUCAUUUGGAUUUUCGCACUUCAGACCGACUCGAAUCCCACGACGUCGCUGUCCACAACAUGUGUAUUGAAUGCGGCAAAUAUUUCGAAAAUGGCAAUAAUCUGAUGCAGCACAAGCGAAGCCAUCUCCCUGCAGACAUUCAAUGCCUGGGCUGCUUCCGCCAAUUUUCUGAAUUCUCCGCUAUGAUCAUCCAUCUCGAAUCUGGCAACUGCGAGAGUGGUCUUAAUAGGGACGACAUUGACAGUUGGAUUUUCGACAGCUUCGUGACAAGUCCAUACGUCAGUCGGUGGACUGACUACUACAGAUAUAAAUGUCCCGAGUGUGAAUCCGACUUCGUAUUUCUGAGCGCGCUAUGCCAGCACGUGGCGAGCAAUGCAUGCGAUCAAGAUCCGAAGAGUACCUUCGAUGACGUUGAAAGAUGUAUCAACUGGCGG